This is a messenger RNA of Austrofundulus limnaeus, 3891 nucleotides long. It is a transcript of the gene trpv4, whose product is annotated as transient receptor potential cation channel, subfamily V, member 4. Gene Ontology annotation, molecular function: calcium channel activity; protein binding. Gene Ontology annotation, biological process: actin filament organization; osmosensory signaling pathway; calcium ion import across plasma membrane. The transcript has 16 exons. Gene Ontology annotation, cellular component: plasma membrane; cilium. The record is from RefSeq and is a predicted model, not a curated record. The coding region runs from base 9 to 2771 and encodes 920 amino acids. Lineage: Eukaryota; Metazoa; Chordata; Actinopteri; Cyprinodontiformes; Rivulidae.
AUCAAGGCAUGUUUGUGUUUUUUCUGCCCCGUCAGCAGUUUACACGCCGGUGUCUCUCCUUUUGUCUUGCAGAGUUCAUUCAUGCUUCAGCAUCAUUUCCAGUUUUCCCCGAAGAGGAAUUUUUGCACGUCACUGUGAUAAAAGGGAUGAAUGAGGGCCGUUCUGCUCUACUCAGACGGUGCCACCUCGCCCUGUCCAAGUCCGACUCCCCGGGCUCAGCCUCAGCCAGGACGGCUCAGUCUGUGGACGCGGGGGACGGAGGGACAGCUCAGGCUCAAAACGACACAGCCGCCUUCCCCCUGUCGGAGCUCUCGCACCUGUUCGAGAGCGAGGAUGCCUCCAACCCAGCCCAGGACACGAGUCAGGACUCGACCGCGGAGCCGGCGCAGCCUGGCCAGUCCUCGGACAGCAGGCCGAACCUGAGGAUGAAGUUCCAGGGUGCUUUCAAGAAGGGCAUCACCAACCCUGCGGACCGACUGGAAACCACCAUAUAUGAGUCGAAUGUGGUUUCAGGCCCGAAGAAAGCACCCAUGGACUCUCUGUUUGACUAUGGCAGCUAUGAAAAUGAAAACAACCAGAAGAGACGCAGGAAGAAGCUCCUGAGAGGUAAAACCGAGGUGUUGGGUGAUGACAGCCACAACGCCGACCCUCCGAAAGUUGUGAAGAUAUUCAACCGUUCCCUGUUGUUUGACUGCGUGUCACGUGGAGACCCCGAGGCCCUCCAGGGCCUGCUGGAGUACCUGCAAAGUCAAGAGAAGAGGCUGACAGAUGAGGAGUUUAGAGAGCCAUCCACGGGGAAGACGUGUCUGCCUAAAGCGCUGAUGAACCUUUACGGCCGUCAGAACAACACCAUCCCGCUGCUGGUGGAUAUCGCAGAGAAGACUGGAAACCUCAGGGAGUUUAUAAAUACACCGUUUAGGGAUCUGUACUACAGAGGCCAGACGGCGCUCCACAUCGCCAUCGAGCGGCGCUGUAAGCAGUACGUGCAGCUGCUGGUGGAGAAGGGAGCAGACGUGCACGCCCAGGCGAGGGGCCGCUUCUUCCAGCCCAAAGACGAGGGAGGGUACUUCUACUUCGGUGAGCUGCCCCUCUCUCUGGCUGCGUGCACCAACCAGCCCGACAUAGUGCACUACCUGACAGAGAACCCACACAAGAAGGCCGACAUGCGACGCCAGGAUUCCCGGGGAAACACGGUGCUGCACGCGUUGGUGCACAUCGCAGACAACACGAAGGACAACACCCGCUUCCUCACUAAGAUGUACGACCUGCUGCUGGUGAAGUGCUCCAAGCUCUUCCCUGACUGCAGCCUGGAGACGAUCCACAACAACGAUGGGAUGUCGCCUCUCAUGAUGGCCGCCAAACUCGGCAAGAUUGGGGUUUUGCAGCACAUUAUCCGGCGUGAGAUCAAAGAUGAGGAGGUUCGUCAUCUGUCUCGUAAGUUUAAGGACUGGGCGUAUGGUCCGGUGUACUCCUCGCUCUAUGACCUGUCGUCACUGGAUACAUGUGGGGAGGAACCAUCUGUUCUGGAAAUCAUUGUCUACAACAGCUGCAACGAGAACCGCCAUGAGAUGCUGGCCGUGGAGCCCAUCAACGAGCUGCUGAGGACCAAAUGGAAGAGGUUUGCCGCCGUCACCUUUUACAUCAGUGUGGUUUCCUACCUCAUCUCCAUGAUCAUCUUCACCUUGGUGACCUAUUACCACCCAACAGAGGGAACGCCUCCGUAUCCUUACAUCACCUCCUCUGACUACUUACGGAUGGCGGGGGAGAUUGUGAUCCUGGCGUCGGGGAUCUUCUUCCUUCUCACAAACAUUAAGGAAGUUUUCAUAAAAAAGCGCCAUGAUAUAAAGUCGUUGUUUAUGGAUGGAUCAUUUCAGCUGCUUUACUUCAUCUACUCUGUGCUGAUUAUAAUCACAGCAGCUCUCUACCUGUCUGGCAUCACAGCCUAUGUCUCUGUGAUGGUGUUUGCUCUGGUUCUGGGCUGGAUGAACACGCUUUACUUCACCAGAGGCCUGAAGCUCACUGGCACCUACAGYAUCAUGAUUCAGAAGAUUCUUUUCAAAGAUCUUUUCAGAUUUUUGCUGGUCUAUGUUCUCUUCAUGAUCGGGUAUGCUUCAGCCUUGGUGUCUCUGCUCCCAGUUUGUCCCCCACCAGGCACAGACUGUGGUACCGACUGUCCCACCUACCCAAAGUGCAGAGACCCUGACACGUUCAGUACUUUUCUUCUGGACCUAUUCAAACUGACCAUUGGCAUAGGAGAACUGGACAUGGUCUAUAGUGCGCGGUAUCCGGGGGUCUUCCUUGUCCUCUUAGUCACUUAUAUUAUUCUCACUUUUGUGCUGCUACUCAACAUGUUGAUUGCGUUGAUGGGGGAGACGGUGGGCCAGGUGUCCAAAGAGAGCAAGAAGAUCUGGAAGCUGCAGUGGGCUACAACCAUCCUGGAUAUCGAGCGCUCCUUCCCGGUGUGUCUUCGCAAGUCUUUUCGAGCAGGAGAGAUGGUGACCGUGGGAAAGAACUGGGAUGGCACACCAGACCGACGCUGGUGUUUCAGGGUGGAUGAGGUCAACUGGAAUCACUGGAAUCAGAACUUGGCCAUAAUUAACGAGGAUCCAGGCAAGAGUGAGACCCUCCAAACCACCGGGUUGCAGCCAAGCGUCCGAGGCCUGAAGAGAGAUCGCUGGUCCACUGUGGUCCCGCGGGCGAUAGAGUUAAACAGAAGUCCUCGUCCUCCUGAGCUGGUGGUGGAGAUGGAGCCCCUGACGUCCAGGCACUGACCAGCCCUCAGCUUUCUGAUCAGGUGGCAACAAAACGCCACCAGCUGUUACAUUUUAACAUGUAGCCAUUAUAUGUGCUAAUUUACACAUCUUGAGCCUUUUGUUUAUGAUGAACAGAAUAUUACAACACUUUUGUUAUAAAAGAACAGAAGACUGAAUAGAGACAAUGAAAGUACAGCUGAUGAAACAUUUCCACACAAUCAUUCCAAUUAAACCCUGAGGAAACACUAAAAAAAGCUGAAGAAUUGAGAAAGUGAGCUGGACAUCAGUGGGCGAUCACCCUGGGAUUUUUACAUUCAUUGUCUUAAUUUUUUUAAAGGAAACAGAUUUUUGUGCUUUUCUAAUUGCCAUUUUAAAAGCYUAUUUACUGUAUUGUAGCGUUAGCCGUCAAUGACGAGUCUUUUAUCAAAUCUUGCAGAUCUAAUUUUAUAUUUUAGAACCAGUUUUAGACUCAGCUUACAUUUUAAAGGACGAGUUUUGCCAUAAAGAUUAUACUCUACACGCUGAUUAGGAUAAUUUUAUUUAGGCUGGGUUUUAGAGCAAAAGUACAGAAUAUAUCUAUUUAGUGCAGCAUAUGUUUGUGUUCCUGCAUCGUAUUAAUUAAAUGUACUAGUUUGAAAAGGCGCAGGCUUGAGCUGCCAGCUCAGGCAGAACAGCUGUCAUUUGAGCAGAAACAAUGCUCUCUGCCAGUUUCUGAUGUGCGCAUUAUUAUAUGAACACAAAGACGGUAUUCCGAACAAGAUGGGCAUGAUGAGCAGGUUAUAGUUGUCAAGCAAAAAUGCAAAUGCAGGACAAUAGCCCCCCGUGUUAUGGGUUGUCUUUGAAUUUGCAGAGUUAUUGUUCCUUUGCAGCUGGGGCGUUUGCAUAAUCAACUCUUAGUCCUUGCUAUUAUGUACUUCGCCCCUGUUUGCUGCGGUGUUUUCAUCGCAGWUGGCUCUUUGCCCUGUACAGCAUUUUUUAUGCACAUAAAUUGAAAAGUGGCAUACAUGACUUGCAGCUCAUUUUUGUAAAUUCACUACUGUUGCAGGGUACAGGUCAAAGUUCAAUGUGUUUACAUUUUGAUUCAUUUUUCUACAUUAUUUGUACACAGAACAGUAAACUGAUGUUCUCAAAUCUUGCA